This is a messenger RNA of Dimorphilus gyrociliatus, 1060 nucleotides long. The record is from the annotation of a GenBank genome assembly. Lineage: Eukaryota; Metazoa; Annelida; Polychaeta; Dinophilidae.
GUUUCCAACACACGUGCAAGCAAUGGGCAAGAAGCGUAAAAUUCAGAAAGAGGAAAAUUUGAAAAAUGUCAAAAAGGCAAAGAAAAAUGUUGUCGAACUGCCACCGGUCAGAUCAUCAGAAGAAGCGCCGAUAACUAACGUAAAUUUUGUAUAUAUCGCGUUUUAGCUUAUAAUUUUAUGCUUACUUUGUAACAGAAUAAAUGGUCUAAUAAAGAAAGGGUAUUAGUGUUUUCAUCUCGAGGAAUCGGCUUUAGAGAUAGACACUUAAUGAAAGAUUUUAAAGUACUAAUGCCGCAUAGUAAAAGUGAAACCAAGAUGGACAAAAAGGAUAGCUUAACCGUGAUCAAUGAGAUAUGCCAAAUGAAGAACUGCACAAAAUGCAUCUAUUUUGAAUCAAAGAGAAAGACUGAUCUCUAUUUAUGGAUGUCAAACUGUCCCAGUGGUCCAUCAGUUCGAUUUGACGUUCAAAACAUACACACAUUAUUGGAAUUAAAAUUGACUGGAAACUGUCUUAAACAUUCAAGACCACUCCUUUGUUUUAAUGAGGCCUUUGAUGAAGCUCCUCAUUGGUCAUUGCUUAAAGAAUUAUUGAUUCAGAUUUUUUCGACGCCCCGAAAUCAUCCAAAAUCUCAACCUUUUGUAGAUCAUGUAUUUUCCUUUACUGUUGCUGACAAUAGAAUAUGGUUUAGAAAUUAUCAAGCCAUGGAAGAAGAUGGCAAACUAGCAGAAAUUGGUCCAAGAAUGGUUCUAAAUCCAAUAAAAAUAUUUCGCGGAAGCUUUGAAGGAGAGGUUCUCUGGCAGAACCCACACUACGUCUCUCGCAUCAAUAUACGACGUCAAAUAAAGCUUGCUAAGGCAAAUAAAUAUAUGGAUCAAGUUCAACAAAAGAAAGCUCGUAAGAAGCGUCUCUCUGGAAUUAUAACUUAUAAAUCUGAUAUUACUGAUCAAGUGUUUGCAACAAACUGAUAAAUGAAAUCCUAUUUCAAUAGUUAAUUUUGUCGGAUUAUGCUAGAAAUAUGCUAAAACAAAAAUUAAACAUUUUUACAUAAAAGUGAAUCUA